Penicillium antarcticum is the source of this 2661-nucleotide messenger RNA. RefSeq lists its product as uncharacterized. Bases 1 to 2661 code for a protein of 886 amino acids. Lineage: Eukaryota; Fungi; Ascomycota; Eurotiomycetes; Eurotiales; Aspergillaceae. The transcript is spliced from 3 exons. The record is from RefSeq and is a predicted model, not a curated record. Gene Ontology annotation, molecular function: DNA binding; DNA-binding transcription factor activity, RNA polymerase II-specific; zinc ion binding. Gene Ontology annotation, biological process: regulation of DNA-templated transcription; DNA-templated transcription.
AUGGAGAAUCGACCGGGUCUUGAUCCAUCUAGCAUCGCACCUUGGAGCUGGACGCUGUCCAUGAGCCCUGGCGCUGACGCUCGUUCCUAUCCAACGCCGAACUCGCUUUCACCAUCGUUUCAAACCCCUACUGCGCCUGCGCAAUCUUACUCGCAGCCUUACCCCUCUGCUACGUCAUCUUCAUCCUCUGCGCCAGGCUCAGCGUUUGGGUCCGCGCAGAAGGUGGCUAUUCCGCGGCUUGCGGGCUCCGAAGCUGGUUUUGGCGGGCGCCGCCGCUCCGCUCGUGCUUGCGAGCCUUGUCGCCAACGCAAGAUCAAAUGCGACGGACAGAGACCGUCGUGUAGACAAUGCGUUUAUUAUAGUCAGCUGUGUUCCUACGAGGAUGUCAAGCGCGUUCGUGAUCAAAAACGAUUGGGUACGUUAGCCAAGCGCGUCGACGCGUACGAGGCACUAUUACGAGAACUGGAGGGGGAGGUUGAUUUGCCUACGGCGCGACAGAUCAGGAAAGCAUUGCAGACUAAGGAUUUUAAAUCCUCGCAAAGAAACGGUGACACUUCCGAUGACUCCUCGGCAUCCCUAGGCUCGCUCGAUGGGAUCGAUGAGGUGGAUGAAGACCUAAACCGGGAUGACAGUAGUCGUGCUGCGGGAUUCUUUGGGAAGAAUUCGGAGGUCAAUUGGAUUUGCAAACUGGCGAGCGGAUUGAGGGUGACUAGCCCGUCAGGAAAUGCAACAAAGAGUACGCUGAACUCUUCCCAUCCGGAUAGUCAUCAGGAUGCAUCUGUUCAGCAGCGACAGAGUCCCGGAAGCGUUCUUUCUACGUCCAUUAUGGACUAUCAUCUUAACAAUCUAGAAAUCCCGUUUAUCGAAUCAUGCGACCCUUUUGCUUUUCCACCGCAAGAACUAGCAGACCGGUAUUUUGACACCUACAUGACAUAUGUCCAUCCGACUUUUGCUGUCAUUCGAAAAGAAACCUUCAUUUCACAGUACCAGAAGUUUUUUGAGAAUAUGUCGGUAACGCGGCAGUCGCGGAAAUGGCUCGCCAUUCUGAACAUGAUGUUCGCCAUUGGCUAUCGACACUGUCGACUCAUGGACAAUGACCACAGGAUGAGCGAAGAGGACCUGGUCUUCCUGAGCCGGGCGCGGCUGCUGGGCUUUGAUUUCGGCGUUCUGUUUGAGCACAGCGAUCUCCAACAGAUCCAACUAGAAUCCCUGAUGGCAAUAUACCUCCUUUGUCUAGGACAGGUCAACAGGGCAUCCAAGUUUUCCAGCAUGGCUCUCCGCUCAGCCCUAUCCCUCGGCAUCAAUCUCCGUCUCACGGAAAAUCAAAUCUCAGAAGCAUCAAAAGAAGCCCGCGUCCGUCUCUGGUGGUCCAUAUACUCUCUCGAACACCUCGUAACAUCAGUGACCGGCCGCCCCUCUGGCGUAACGGAGAGCAUCUGCGCCAUACCACUCCCAUUCCCCUGCGCAGAAGAAACAUUCGACCAACCUGAAGCAAAGCGUCUCUUCCAAAACUCAUCUCUUCGCGAAACACACCUCCGCCCAACACUCUUCGAAGCCCCCAGCCGGCAGCGGUCCCAAGCAUGGUCUACAGCUUGCCCGCCCUGUCCGUCCCUCUUCUUCCAUCAUCUCGUUGACUUAACCCUCAUCACCCAAGCCCUCAUGACUAAAGUCUACAGCGUUGAAGGUCUCCGUCAAGGCCCUUCUAGAAUCGAAUACCACGUCAAUAAAUUCGGCCUGAAAUUGGAUCGCUGGCUUGCGAAACUCUCUCCCUGCUACCAAUUCACCCUUCCUGACGCCGGUCCCUGGCACCUCAACCACCCCCAACUUGACGAUCUCGGCGCGCCAUUCGUUCGCGAACGUGUCUGUCUAGCUAUGAACUAUUACUCCGCCCGAAUUACCCUCUGCAGACCCUGUCUCACGCACAUCGACACAAACACCCAACCAUCCCGUGACUCUCCAGGCUCAAGUCCAGAUCCCGACAAGACAUCGUGCACAAAACUUCGCAACGAAAUGGCAACUCACUGCCUUCAAGCCGCCUGCGCAUUAAUCGCUAUCCUUCCGGAAUCCCCUAGCUUUCCUUGGCUAGCGCGCACAUCACCCUGGUGGAGUGUCCUUCAUUUCAUAAUGCAAGCAACAACAGCCCUCCUUCUUGGUCUAUCCUACCGACCCUAUAAUACCAAACCAGAAUCACAAUCACAAUUCAAGUCAUCUGACCCCCUCACGCUCAAUACGCCUAACUCCUCCGCACCAUCACUGGGAGCAGCAUACUCACCACUCCCAGAAUCAGAUCUCGGCACGGCCAUUGCAACGGCCAGGAAGGCUAUGAGGUGGAUCCACGCGACCUCGCAGGUAGAUAUGGCAUCGCGGAGGGCAUUUCUCUUGUGUGAGAAUGUCAUAAAGAGAAUUGCGCCUGGGCUAGGGAUUGAUUUGAGGGAUUGGCCUGAUGGAAGUGAGUUUGUUGGUGAUUUGAAAGAAAUGAGGAGUCAAAAGUUUAGUGGGAAUGCGAACGGAGCCGGCAAUUGGAGUGAUGGAGAUGGGAAUGAGAGGAGGAAUGAGAUCUAUAAUGAAAGUGACUGUGGGAGUGGGAUGGAGCUUUUUGAGGAGUUCAUCGACUUUGAGGGGGUGUGUUUUAUAGGGGUGUUUCUUGGUUCACACGUUUAG